AUGAAAUUGAAAGUAUUGCGUGUUAUGGUACGGUUAUCAUGCCAGCGAACAGAUGUUGAGAGUCGCGGACAUGUCAUGAUUGAUAUCACAAAAUCUGCCGUGAGCUCCCCUGGACCCACAUCAGCCAGCUCACCUCCCCUUUCUGCGGCCGUGAGUUCCCCUGGACCCACAUCAGCCAGCUCACCUCCCCUUUCGAGUGCGGCCCGUGAGUUCCCCUGGACCCACAUCAGCCAGCUCACCUCCCCUUUCGAGUGCGGCCGUGAGUUCCCCUGGACCCACAUCACCAGCUCACCUCCCUUUCGAGUGCGGCCCAUCCCCUGGACCCACCAGCCAGCUCACCUCCCCUUUCGAGUUCCCCUGGACCCCAUCAGCCAGCUCACCUCCCCUUUCGAGUGCGUGAGUUCCCCUGGACCCACAUCAGCCAGCUCACCUCCCCUUUCGAGUGCGCCCGUGAGUUCCCCUGGACCCACAUCAGCCAGCUCACCUCCCCUUUCGAGUGCGGCCGUGAGUUCCCCUGGACCCACAUCAGCCAGCUCACCUCCCCUUUCGAGUGCGGCCGUGAGUUCCCCUGGACCCACAUCAGCCAGCUCACCUCCCCUUUCGAGUGCGGCCGUGAGUUCCCCUGGACCCACAUCAGCCAGCUCACCUCCCCUUUCGAGUCCCCCUGGAGUCAGCCAGCUCACCUCCCCCCCUUCGAGCACAUCCACCUAA
This is a messenger RNA of Penaeus vannamei (Pacific white shrimp), 711 nucleotides long. The record is from RefSeq and is a predicted model, not a curated record. Lineage: Eukaryota; Metazoa; Arthropoda; Malacostraca; Decapoda; Penaeidae.